Messenger RNA from Nymphaea colorata (pocket water lily), 2273 nucleotides. Its product is annotated as K(+) efflux antiporter 4-like. Gene Ontology annotation, molecular function: potassium:proton antiporter activity. Gene Ontology annotation, cellular component: membrane. Gene Ontology annotation, biological process: proton transmembrane transport; potassium ion transmembrane transport. The transcript is spliced from 20 exons. The record is from RefSeq and is a predicted model, not a curated record. NCBI's taxonomy places the organism in Eukaryota, Viridiplantae, Streptophyta, Magnoliopsida, Nymphaeales, Nymphaeaceae. The coding region runs from base 71 to 1819 and encodes 582 amino acids.
CUAAGUCCUGCCUUUGGUUGGCCGGAAACCACCACCGUUUUCCCGCGCCCCCUCCUCCUUCGCCGUCAAGAUGCGGAGCUUUCCCUCCGGGUCUUUCUCCCGCCUCUACCCCCUCGUCUCCCUCCUCCUCAUUUGCUCUUUAUUGUCCUCUUCCUCCUCCCUCCGUCGCCCUCUCGCCGGCGAUGAUCAGCCGGAGGCCGCGGGGAAUAACGCCACCGCGAAGGAGGACAGCUUCGCCAAUAUCAUUGAUCGAGCGCUAGAGAGGGAAUUCGCCGAGAGUGAGCAACAAGGAGAAACGGAUGCAGGUAGCUUUAACAACACUGUGGCUGAAGAUCAGGGAGUGCUAGAAACAGUUGCUCGAGUCACUCGUGACAAACCAAAGAAAAAUGAUACCAAAGAAGAGAAGUCAUUUCAACUGCAUGAUGUCUUCAACUUGGAUAAUGAGAACAGGGCAGAUGACAUUCCAACUUUGAUAGACAGCAAGGACAAUGUGUUUAUUAUAUCAAAACCCAAGUCAAAGUAUCCAGUUCUGCAGCUAGACCUGAGGUUGAUAUCAGAUCUGGUAGUGGUCAUAGUAUCUGCAACAUGUGGUGGCAUUGCAUUUGCCUGUGCUGGUCAACCGGUUAUUACUGGGUAUUUGCUGGCUGGAUCUGUCAUUGGGCCUGGAGGGUUAAGCUUUGUAAGCGAAAUGGUGCAAGUUGAGACUGUUGCUCAGUUUGGUGUAAUUUUUCUUCUAUUUGCAUUGGGCCUUGAGUUCUCCACCACAAAGCUUCGGGUUGUUCGAGCAGUUGCUGUACUUGGAGGGAUACUGCAGAUUUUUCUUUUCAUGUGCUUAUGUGGUGUAGCUGCCUCUUUAUGUGGUGGCAAACCUUCAGAAGGAGUGUUUGUAGGCACUUUUUUAUCUAUGUCUUCCACAGCUGUGGUUUUGAAGUUCUUGAUGGAGCGAAACAGCAUCAGCGCUGUUCAUGGUCAAGUUACUGUUGGGACCCUUAUCCUCCAGGAUUGUGCUGUUGGGUUGCUGUUUGCACUUCUUCCAGUUCUGGGUGGUAAUACUGGAGUUCUACAAGGAAUAAUGUCUAUGACUAAAUCGGCCAUCCUAUUGUGCACAUUCUUAUCUAUUUUGGCCAUGUUAUCACGAACAUGUGUGCCUUGGCUUUUUAAGCUGAUGAUAAGCUUAUCCUCAGAGACCAAUGAACUUUAUCAGCUGGCUUCUGUCGCUUUUUGCUUGCUUGUUGCUUGGUGUAGUGAUAAAUUGGGUUUAAGUCUUGAACUGGGAUCAUUUGCUGCCGGGGUGAUGGUAUCAACCACUGAUCUUGCACAGCAUACACUUGAACAGGUUGAACCCAUCCGCAACUUUUUUGCUGCUUUAUUUCUCGCGAGUAUUGGAAUGCUGAUUCAUGUCCAGUUCCUGUGGAAUCAUGUGGACAUUUUGUUAGCAGCUGUCAUUUUGGUAAUAAUCAUAAAAACAGUAGUUGUCGCUUUAGUAGUCAAAGGAUUUGGCUACAGCAACAGAACUGCUUUUCUGGUUGGCAUGUCUUUAGCGCAAAUUGGAGAGUUUGCUUUUGUGCUGCUUAGUCGUGCUUCCAAUCUUCACCUUAUUGAGGGUAAAGUGUACCUGCUGCUUCUGGGCACAACAGCUCUUAGUUUGGUUACAACGCCAUUGCUUUUCAAGUUGAUACCUGCUGUUGUACACUUAGGAGUUCUUCUGAGGUGGUUCUCACCUGACAAUCCAAGCGAGAUGGGAUUUAAAGGUGAGAGCAUUCGUGCGGAUAGUGCUAAGCGCAUCACACUGUUGGUCCAAGAAACUCAUGAUUCAUGACGAUAAGAGGAAAAUUGAACUUUAAGAAAGAAGAAUUCCCUCAACUGUUGUGCCUCACAACCCUGUCAUGAGGAAGGUCAUCAAAGCAUCAGAUGGAGAGAGUUGCGACUGCAUUUGUAGUGGUGGUGGUUCUUCCGUUCUCAUCUUCUCCAGGGCAUACACUAUGAGCCACCCACGUGGGGAUCUCAAGAAGACGAGGGCCCAAGGCGUUUGGAUUCUCUUCCAUGGGUUGGCAUGGCAGCCCAACCUUUGGCAAUUUUUUUUUUGUAAAAUAUCUUUUUGUAUUUUGUUUGAUCUUAAUUUUUUUGGGGUAUUUUAAUUUCUUUUCUUUGUUUUUGGGGGUCACUUAAUAGAAAAUUCACUGCUUGAUCGAUAUUGUAGCAUAAGAAAUCUUGUGGCUAUUAUACGAGGAACCAGGAAUAUUUUGUCCUUCAACCAUUUUUGCACUGUUCAA